UAGAUUUGUUUCCUCAUACUAUUGUACCUGAAGUAAAUACGUACAGACAUAUUUAUACAGCGUUAUAGAAACACAUGGGUUGAACAUUAUGGAUAUAUUAGUGUCUUUGUUCUUAAUGCUAGUUUUGUUGUGGGAACUUUCAGUAUGCAACAGGGAUGGUCAUUUUAGUUCUGUUUCGAACCAUUCCCUAUUUUCCAACUGCAAUAAAACGGAAGCUGUUAUAACGGGACACCACAUCAGCUUCAGUCCCAACCCCGUAGUCCUUCAUCCAGACCCGCAUAAUGUAGAAGUGGGCCCCACCCUGUCUGUAAAUGGCAGCUUCACCAUUACAAGAGUGGUGGCAAACGAGACGAGAGUGGAGCUCUUGAACUCAGUGUUGAUAGAGUCUACCGAUGGCUACACAGAGCUUUGCUACAUUUUACCGUGGGAUGUUUGUCAUGUGACAGACAUCUGCGAUCUUCUUGAUAGAAAAAAUAUAUCAUAUUGCCCUGUGAAUGUGACGGAAUUAGAAGGCGAUGCACGUGUGCCAUGGAACUGCAAAUGCCCUUUGCCAAUGGGCAAAUAUCAGAUACCACAUAUAAAAUGGACAUUCGGCACCCAGCCUUUCAGACUGAAAGGCCAUUUCAAGGUCGACAUCAAUAUCAAGGAAAAUGCAUUGAACAUUGGGUGUUUCAGUUUCGAGUUCUCAUUUAAGAAAGGGGAGCAGUUAUCUGGAGCAUUUGGACUUAAUUAAUAUGUUUGCACUCCUUUGAUCAGGAAAAGAAGAAAGUGUAUCUUGACUCUACUUCUUUUCUCUAAAUUGUAAACGUCUCGUAAUGAAACGGUUUGUAAGAAGGCAUGAAGUUGAUGGAUAAAAGACGAAUGAAUAUUCAAUUAAACAAAACGCAAUCAUCGUUGUAGUUGUUUCAAUGAUCAUUUUCAGUGUGUUUGUGGCCAUGCAUACCUGUAUUGUCUACGACCACCUCUAGUUAUGUAUCUGUAGUGUGUUACGACCAUCUCUAGUUGGUUGUCUCUAUUGUGCCACGACCACCUGUAGAUGGUAGUUUAUGUUGUAUUACGACCAUAUUUAGUUAGUUGUCUGUAAUGUGCUACGACCACCUCUAGUUGGUUGCCUGUAUUGUGCUACGACAUAUAGUUGGUUGUCCGUAUUGUCUACGAUCACCUCUCGUUUGUUGUCUGUAUUUUCUACGACCACCUCUAGCAAGUUGUCCGUAUUGUCUACGACCACCUGUAGUUUGUUGUCUGUAUUGUCUACGACCACCUCUAGUUGGUUGUCUGUCUAUAUUGUGCUACGACCACCUCUUAUUUGUUGUCCGUAUUGUCUACGCCCAUCUCUAGUUGGUUUUCUAUAUUGUCAACGACCAUAUUUAGUUGGUUGUCCGUAUUGUCUAAGACCACCUAUAGUUUGUUGUCUGUAUUAUCUACGCCCACAUAUAGUUGGUUGUCUAUAUUGUGCUACGACCACCUCUAAUUUUUUGUUUGUAUUGCGCUACGACCACCUAUACUAAGUAAUUAAUAUUGUAUUACGACCACAUCUAGUUAUUUGUCUGUAUUUUGCUACGAUCACCUCUAGUUGGUUGUCUGUAUUGUCUACGAACACCUAUAGUUGGUUGUCUGUAUUAUCUACGACCACUUCUAGAUGGUUGUCUGUAUUGUCUACGGCCACCUCUAGUUGGUUGUCUGUAUUUUAUUACGACCACAUUUAGUUAGUUGUCUGUAAUGCCUCCGAGCAUCUCUUGUGGGUUGUCUGUAUUGUCUACGACCACUUCUAGUUGGUAGUCUACAUUGUGACUCGAACACCUCUAGUUGGUUGUCUGUCUUGUGCUACGACGACCAGUAAUAGGUUGCAUGAACUUUUAUACGACCACCACUCCUUAUUCAUCAGUAUUGUGCUAAAACUGCCUCUAAUUGUUUAUCUGUAUUCUGUUACAACCACUUCUAGUGUUUUUAUUACUGUGCUACAACCACAUCUAGUUGGUUGUCUGUAUUGUGCUACGGACACAUCUAGUUGGUAUUCCCUAUUGUGCUACGACCAUCUUUAGUUGGAUACCUAUAUUGUGCUUAGACCACCUCUUGUUGGUUAUCUGUAUUGUGCUACGACCACAUGUAGUUAGUCGUCUAUACUGUGUUACGACCACAUCUAGUUGUUUGUCUGUAUUGUGCUACGACCACACGUAGUUGGUCGUCUAUACUGUGUUACGACCACAUCUAGUUGGUUGUCUGUAUUGUAUUACGACCACAUGUAGUUGGUCGUAUAUACUGUGUUACGACAACAUCUAGUUGGUUGUCUGUAUAGUGCUACGACCACAUCUAGUUGGUUGUUUGUAUUGUGCUACGACCACAUCUAGUUGGUUGUCCGUAGUGUGCUACUAUCACAUCUAGUGGGUUGUCGGUAUUGUGCUACGACCAUCUCCAGUUUUAAAUCUCCACAUAAAUAAAUCCACAUGAAACAUU
Messenger RNA from Mya arenaria, 2454 nucleotides. RefSeq lists its product as uncharacterized. Gene Ontology annotation, cellular component: cytoplasmic side of plasma membrane. Gene Ontology annotation, biological process: ganglioside catabolic process; lipid transport. Bases 89 to 733 code for a protein of 214 amino acids. The transcript is spliced from 5 exons. Gene Ontology annotation, molecular function: enzyme activator activity; lipid carrier activity. The record is from RefSeq and is a predicted model, not a curated record. Lineage: Eukaryota; Metazoa; Mollusca; Bivalvia; Myida; Myidae.